Messenger RNA from Sporothrix schenckii 1099-18, 1749 nucleotides. Its product is annotated as hexokinase. The transcript is spliced from 2 exons. Gene Ontology annotation, cellular component: cytosol; mitochondrion. The record is from RefSeq and is a predicted model, not a curated record. Gene Ontology annotation, molecular function: mannokinase activity; glucokinase activity; fructokinase activity. Lineage: Eukaryota; Fungi; Ascomycota; Sordariomycetes; Ophiostomatales; Ophiostomataceae. The coding region runs from base 1 to 1749 and encodes 582 amino acids. Gene Ontology annotation, biological process: glycolytic process; intracellular glucose homeostasis; glucose 6-phosphate metabolic process.
AUGACCUCCCCUGAUGCAUCAUCCGUCGACGAUAUUGUUGCAUCGUUUGCGUUUUCGUCCGAUGACAUCCGCGUGACAGCAGACUAUUUGCUGCAACAGCUGAAGUCCGGCCUCCGCGACGACCGCCUUCCCUUCCAGCACCCAUCGUUUGUCACCGCCAUCCCCGACGGCUCCGAAAAGGGCCGCUUUCUGUCCGUCGACCUCGGCGGCACCAACUGCCGUAUAAGUCUGGUGGACCUGCACGGCGACGGCACAUUUUCCAUCGAGCAACAGAAGCACACGGUGCCCCAUCAUGUGCGCGUCAACGCACGGCAUGAGCCACUCUUUGACUGGGUGGCCACGCAGAUUGGCGAGUUUCUGCGAGCGCGGCAGGCGCUCGGUCCGGAUGCCGCCCAAAAGGCAGCGCUAUCCCUUGGUUUCACAUUUUCCUUCACCUGCACACAGACGUCGCUCGCCGCCGGCACGCUGCUGCACUGGGACAAGGGCUGGGACAUCCCCAGCGCCUUGGGCCGCGACCCCUGCGCGAUGCUGCAGGCGGCGACCGAUGCACAGAGGCUGCCGGUGCACGUGGCGGCCCUCGCCAACGACAGCGUCGGGUCUCUCCUGACGCGCGCGUACACGUCAUCCGGUCCAGGCGUCACCACCCUGACCUGCGUCAUUGUCGGCACCGGCACCAACGCUGCGUACGUCGAGAAGCGGCAAAAUGUACAGCGGAACCACGGGGCCGACCACAGGGCCGACCACAGGGCCGCCCAGACGGCCGUCGUGGCCAUGAACACCGAAUGGGGCUGCAUGGACGACGGCAUGCGCGUGCUGCCGCGGACGCGCUUCGACGACAUGGUCGAUGCACAGUCGACGGACGGCGGCCUCCAGAUGCUGGAGAAGCGGGUGUCGGGCAUGUACUUGGGCGAGCUCUUGCGGCUGGCCGCGGUCGAGCUGUACGGCAAGGGUGUCUUCGACUUGCGCGUGCCAGACGCAGACGCCCCCCUGUUCCAGAAAGAGAGCAUCGAUGCGUCGCUUCUGUCUGGUCUAGCUUCUCUUGAAGGCGACGACGAUGCCUGCAUGGCCACGGCAAUUCAGCUGCUGGCCGACACGCUGGGCGCCGCCGGUGUCUCGGCUGCUGAUGUGUGCAUAUUUCAGCGUCUAUCUGCCGCCAUUGUCACGCGCGCCGCACGGCUGAUUGGCGCGGCCACAGGGGCCAUUGUGCUGCAGUCUGGCCUUUUGUCGACUGACGGAGCGAUUUCGGAGGAGAAGCAGGGGGAGAAACAAAUCAUGACAAUAGCCGUGCAAGGCAUGGCCACGACUGUACCAACAUCUGCCUCGAAGAGGAGUCUGUCCUCUAUCUUUGGCAAAGCACGCCGCAUCCUGUUGGCGCCAUUUGCUUUGUGUUUCGGCCGCCGUCCAAAGGCAGAAACAAAACCAGCUCUGUCUUUACUGCAGCCACCCUCGCCGUCACCGUCGACAUCACCCUCGCCGUCGGUCUUGCCGUCGUCCCUGCCCAUGAUUGACAUCGGCAUGACCGGCUCCGUCAUUGAAUUUCAUCCGACUUUCGAGAAAGACAUGCGGGUCGCCUUGCGCCAAGUUGCCGGCAUCGGUCCGGCUGGAGAUGCCCGGAUUCGUACCGGUUUCUGCCGUGACGGGAGUGUUGUCGGUGCGGCUCUAAUGGUCCAUGCGGCCGUCAAGCAGGAAUCUACGGCGGAAAGUUUAGGACAGCGUCCCAGACCGGUGAAACAAAACGCAAGUGAUUAA